CGCAUGCGCUAGAGAUGCGCAUGCGCGACAGAGUGUAGCUUUGCCCGGAAGUUAAUCCGCGGGUGUCGAGCGCGAAUUUGUGAAGAUGAAUCCUUUAACUAAAGUGAAGCUGAUCAACGAGCUGAACGAGCGAGAGGUCCAGCUUGGGGUGGCGGAAAAGGUGUCCUGGCACUCCGAGUACAAAGACAGCGCCUGGAUCUUUCUGGGAGGGCUUCCUUAUGAACUGACUGAAGGAGACGUCAUCUGUGUGUUCUCACAAUAUGGGGAGAUUGUUAACAUUAAUCUUGUGCGAGACAAGAAGACUGGGAAAUCCAAAGGGUUUUGUUUCCUCUGCUAUGAAGACCAAAGGAGCACAGUUUUGGCUGUUGACAAUUUUAAUGGGAUUAAGAUAAAAGGAAGAACUAUUCGUGUGGAUCAUGUGUCUAACUAUCGGGCUCCUAAGGACUCAGAAGAAGCAGAUGAUGUGACCAAAGAACUCCAGGAGAAGGGCUGUGGGGCUAACACCCCCUCAUCGAGUUCAUCUGAGAGUUUAGAAGAUGACAAACCCACAAAAAAGCACAAAAAAGAGAAAAAGGAAAAAAAGAAAAGAAAGAAAGACAAAGAGAAGACUGACAGGGAGGUAAAAGCAGAGCAGCCAUCAUCUUCAUCUCUCGGAAGCAAGACAAUAAAAGAAAAGGAUGACCCUGCCCCUAAGAAACACAGCAGUAAGAACUCAGAGAAGGUUCAGAAGUCUGAAUCAAGAGAAGGACAGAAGCACUACCCACGCUCCCCUGAUGUCAAGACUUCCUGCCAUGUUAGAGCAGAGGGCCCAGAGAGGGAGCUCAAGAAGGAGAAACCCAAGUAUGAGCACAAGCCCUCAAGCAAGAAGGAGGCAAGAGAAGACAAGAAUAGGAAUAGGGAUAGAGGGCGAAGCUCAGACACACAUUCUAGCCGUCACAGUGGGCAUUCUGAAGGGUGGAGUCACAGAAGUAGAAGUAGGAGCCAUGGGCGUUCUGAAAGGUGGCAUCACAGAAGUAGAAGUAGGAGCCAUGGGCAUUCUGAAAGGUGGCAUCACAGGAGUAGAAGUAGGAGCCGUGGGCGUUCUGAAAGGUGGAGUCACAGGAGUAGAAGUAGAAGCCAUGUGUAUCCUGAAAGGUGGAGUCACAGGAGUAGAAGUAGGAGCCAUGUGUAUCCUGAAAGGUGGAGUCACAGGAGUAGAAGUAGGAGCCAUGGGCAUUCUGGAAGGCGGAGUCAAAAGAGUAGAAGUAGGAGCCAUGGGCAUUCUGGAAGGCGGAGUCACAGAAGUAGAAGUAGUAGUCAAGAUAAAUCCCGUCGACAUAAAAAGGCCCAGCACUCCAGGGAGCGGGAGACUUCCAAUCCCAGUGAGCAUAGGCGAUACUAAAGCCUGUUCCAACUGUCCGGUUCAUUGAAAAAUGAAUUGUUUUUAAAAAACGUAAUCAGAUUCAGUUCUGCUGUUAAUAUUUCCAUAUAUAAAAUCUCUGUGACUGAGUUCUUUUAAUCCAUUCAUAGUAGAUUUGUUAAGAAAGUUGUAAUUUCAACAGCCAGUUAUCCCAAAUUUUUUGGUACUGUCCAUUGUCCCUGGGAAUAUACUUGGUACUUCAUCAGAGUAUGUGCCCUGAAUUUUAGUUCAUAAAUAUUAACCUAUAGACCCCAAUUUGAGGUGAAAUUUCCAGAAAGAGAGAAUACCAGAUAAUUCUAUAAAUGUGUUGUUUGCGGUAGGUAUUUAGAGCCCAUGAAUAUGGGACCACCUCAGUAGCACAUGGAAUUAUAUAAAACUAUAUAUAACUAUUUAGCUAUUGUGAAUUGACUGCUAUAAACAUUGAUGUGGCUGUGUCACUCUAAUAUGUUGAUUUUAAGUCCUGUGGGUAUAAACCUAGGGUUGGGAUAGCUGGGUCAAAUGGUGGUUCCAUUCCACAUUUUCUGAGGUAUCUCCAUACUGCUUUCCAGUGUGGUUGGUGCCAAUUUGCAGGCCUACCAGCAAUGUAUGAGUGUGCCUUUUCCCCUACAUCCUCACCAACAUUUAUUGUUGUGACUUUAUAGGGAUUGGUAGGAUUCCUAAAAUUAGCCAGUUCCCUCCCCAGCUUUUCCUUGAAAACCAGUUUUUAAAUACCUUUUUUUUAAUUUUUAUUUUUGUGGUCGAUAUAUCUCUGCAUCUUUUUCCUUACCAUUUAUUUAUUUAUUUAUUUGUAUUAAGAUGAAAUUCACAUAACAUGAAAAAUGAACUAUUUUAAACAAUUCAGUGGCAUUUGGCACAUUCACAGUGUUGUACAAUUGCCAGCUCUGUCUUGUUCCAAAACAUUUUUAGUACCCCCAAAUGAAACCUUUUACCCAUUAAGCAAUAACUCUUCAUUCCCUCCCUUUCCUAGUCCUUGGCAGCCAUAAGUCUGCUUUCUGUUUCUAUGAAUUUACCUCUUCUGGCUAUUUGAAGUGAAACCAUGUAACAGUGGUGUUUUGUGUCUGUCUUCUUUCACGUAGUAUAAUGUUUUCAAGGUUUGGCCAUAUCAUAGCAUGUGUCAGUACUUCAUAUUUUUUUUUUUCGAAAUGGGAUCUUCCUGUGUUGUCUAGGCUGAUCUCUUAAUUCAUGGGUUUAAGUGAUUCUCUCACCUCAGCCUCCCAGGUUCCUGGGAUUGUAGAUGUGUACCACCAUGCCUGGCUCACACUUCAUUCCUUUUUAUGGCUGCAUAAUAUCCCAUUGUAUAGAUAUAUCACAUUUUGUUUAUGGAUGGAUUUUUUAGUUGUUUGUACCUUUUGGCUAGUCAGUUUCCUUUUUGUGUUCCAGUUAUAUAAGGCUUCCUUCUGGGCCUACUUCAGUUUUCAAGUAGCAGUUCUUGCUGCAAUGGGAACACUUGUCAGUCCUGGUGGUCUUAGCAGUUCCUUCUCAUUGUUAGUCUUAGUUUUCUUAUCAGUCCUUAUCAGUUCCUUGGGAGGAACAGGUUCACUGGGUCUUUAAUGCUUGUGCUCCAUUGUUAAAAUUGAAUUUCUUUUUUUUGAAAUCCUGAGCUCAUUUUCAACUUCUUUCUUUUUAAAAAAAUUCUUGUUUUUAGAUAUAUACAUGACAGCAGAGUGUAUUUUGACAUAGUGUACAUACA
Ictidomys tridecemlineatus (thirteen-lined ground squirrel) is the source of this 3089-nucleotide messenger RNA. RefSeq names its product RNA binding motif protein X-linked 2 (gene Rbmx2). Gene Ontology annotation, molecular function: RNA binding. Gene Ontology annotation, cellular component: catalytic step 2 spliceosome; precatalytic spliceosome; U2 snRNP. NCBI's taxonomy places the organism in Eukaryota, Metazoa, Chordata, Mammalia, Rodentia, Sciuridae. Gene Ontology annotation, biological process: mRNA splicing, via spliceosome. The record is from RefSeq and is a predicted model, not a curated record.